Messenger RNA from Punica granatum (pomegranate), 1871 nucleotides. NCBI's taxonomy places the organism in Eukaryota, Viridiplantae, Streptophyta, Magnoliopsida, Myrtales, Lythraceae. The record is from RefSeq and is a predicted model, not a curated record.
GUAGUAGUAGAUGUCCCCGCCCAGUUCUGAUCGUGGGCUGGGCCCAUGGCCGGACUCGGUCAGGCCUUCGGCUUUGCGUGGUCUAGGCCCAGCUUUGAUUGCCAGCGUAAUUCUUUUUCUUUCAAAAGAAAAAUCAUUGAUAAAGGAUUCACCCCAAAAAGAAAAAAAAAAAUCAUUGAUAAAAGGAACAAUCUUGUACAAGACAGUGUAUUAUUGUGAGUGAUCUACCGGCUUGCUCAGCACUGUCUAUUCACACGGCUAUUUGGGAAAUUAAGGUAGUUUCUGGGGACAUUUGCAAUGCAACUAAUUUUUCCGUAGAAUUGUCCUGCUUCUAGUUCUGUUACUGUACUGGCCGGGGUCCAUCUCAAAGCUGAGCUAAUGAGUGAUAAUAAUAGGGCCCAGUGGGCUUAUCUAACUUUGCUUCUUACGGCCCCAAUGAAGAAAUGGAAAUGGCGUCAUCUGCUGUGCUCCUCUCUCCUUUUCUGCAUCUAAUAGCCAGCCAUUGGAGCUGAAACGAGGAGUUCCUCUCUCUCUGUCUCUGUCUCUGUCUCUGUUCGGGUUUGGGCGGAGCUUCCCAUGCAAUGUAACUGUCUUGUCUCCUCCAGCUCCCAACUACUAAUCUCUCUCUCUCUCUCCCCGCGCGUUUAAAGUCCAGCUUAGUUGAGAGAAAGCAAGCUCUUUUACACACUCUGCGUGGCGGUGAAUUACCACAAAAUGCUUCACCAAUCUCUGUCAAAGCCUUCCAUCUCAAUCCAGAUCCCAGUUCGCCACCCCUCCUCGACCUCAUGCACCGCGUUCAGAGUCCGAUGUGCUGAAUCCGUUGAUUCGCAGCCCAAAACCUCCGCCAGUGGGCCGCCUCCCCCGGCGGCGGCGAAGCUAAUGGAAUCGGAGGCUUCAGCGAAAAGGGGGCCAUACCCGGGUGGGAUGACGGGUCCCUUCACGGGCCGGGACCCGAAUGUGAAGAAGCCCGCGUGGUUGAGGCAGAGAGCUCCCCAGGGACAGAGGUACGACGAGGUCAAGGAAUCCUUGUCCAGGCUGAACCUCAACACCGUCUGCGAGGAAGCUCAGUGUCCCAACAUUGGAGAGAUAGCUUCUGGGGUUUUCAAGAUUGUCAUGUUCUGCAGUAUUGAUGUUGGACGCAAUUCAUGCAGUGCUGGAAUGGGGGAGGAGACGGUAUUGCUACUGCUACCAUCAUGCUCCUUGGGGAUACUUGCACUCGUGGUUGCAGGUUUUGUGCAGUCAAAACCAGCAGAAACCCCGCUCCACCUGAUCCGAUGGAACCUCAAAAUACCGCAAAGGCAAUUGCAAGUUGGGGACUACAUUGUUUUAACAAGUGUUGAUCGUGAUGAUUUGCCUGAUGGUGGAAGUGGGCAUUUUGCUCAAACUGUUGAAGCCAUGAAGAAACUGAAGCCCGAAAUCAUGGUCGAGUGUUUGACCUCUGAUUUUCGAGGUGACUUGACUGCUGUGGAGUCUCUUGCUCGCUCUGGCUUAGAUGUCUUCGCCCACAAUAUCGAGACUGUGAAGAAACUUCAGCGUAUUGUUAGAGAUCCUCGUGCUGGUUAUGAGCAGAGCUUAUCAGUUCUGAAACAUGCGAAGAUGAGUAAGGAAGGGAUGAUUACGAAGUCUUCUAUAAUGCUGGGUCUGGGAGAAACUGACGAUGAGUUGAAAGAAGCCAUGGCCGACUUAAGGGCCAUUGACGUCGAUAUACUGACGCUAGGACAAUAUCUCCAGUUUCUUGGGAGUUGGUGACUGAUGCCUCGGUGAUUUUCACUCUCUUCUUGCAGCCAACACCACUUCAUUUGACGGUGAAAGAGUACGUCACACCUGAGAAGUUUUCGUUCUGGAAGGAAUAUGGGGAAUCGAUUGGUUUC